AUGACCUCAAGCAGGAUUGUAGAGCUUGCUAAUACUAUCCAAACGAACACAUGGAAAGUCGAGCAGCACCUAUUCUACCGUGGCAUACCUUCACCGUCAUUCGAUGUGGAAACGCCAUUGGAGAUUGAGUUGCCUGACGAUAUUGCCACAUGCCGCAAAGCAAUCCUUGAAGCUACAGAUGAGCUUCAUAUGCUAGUUCUAGGACCUGUGCAGACGGAACAAUGCAACCCCGUGCUCCAAGCCAUUUACCGCUUCAGAAUAGCCUUCAGCUUUCCCGUGGGCGAAACGGCCACAUUUGCCCAAAUUGCCAAAACUUGCGGCAGGGCUGAAGAUGAAGUCAAGAGGAUUCUCCGUAUGGCCAUAACAUACCGUCUAUUCAAAGAGCCACAGCCCGGUGUGGUCGCGCAUACGGCAGCCACGAAGGCAUUGGUACAGCGGCCGCUCUUCAAUGCGUGGAUUGGUAUGUGGCUUGAAGAAAUGGGUAUCACAUUAUCAAGGGCCUUUAAUCUCGCCCACGAUACACAACUCAGCGUGUAUGAAGAGUUGAGUAAGCAUCCCGAGCGUGCCGUACGAUUCAAAGAUGCCAUGAAUUACUUCCAGACUGCUCCUGGCUUUGAAGUCACCCGUGUAGUCGACAGCUUCCAUUGGGCUUCGAUUGAGCAAGGAACUGUAGUUGAUGUAGGUGGCUCUCACGGCGUUGUCAGUAUUGAGCUGGCAAGGAGGUUUCCAUCACUUCGCUUCGUUGUGCAGGACCGAGGCGAGGUCAUAUCUGCAGCAAGAGCAUGCACACCCAAAGAUGUUGCGGAACGAGUAGACUUCAUGGUAAAUGACUUCUUCGAGGAACAGCCAGUAAAAAAUGCGGAAGUGUACUUCUUUCGUUGGAUCUUGCAUAAUUGGUCCGACAAAUAUUGUGUAAAGAUUUUGAGGGCCUUAAUUUCUGCACUCAAGCCUGGCGCCAGGGUCUUGAUACAGGAUCUGUUGAUUCCUGAAGCCGGAACUUUGUCGCCGUUCGCUGAGAGAAACGUGCGGUACGUAAAGAGCGCAGCGCAUGUUCACAAUCAUAGUGUCGAGGCUAAUUUUGAAUACAGCUGGACUGAUCUGGGUAUGUUAGCAAUGGAGAACGCAAAAGAGCGAGAUCGCAGUGACUGGACCGAGCUAUUGAAAGAAGCUGAUCCUAGAUUCAUUCUAAAAUGCAUCAACACUCCAGUGAAAUCAGAAUUGAGCAUGGUCGAAGUCGUAUGGGAGGAUUCAACCUCACCGAAGGAAUCAUUGACGCAUGGCGAGUCUAAGCACGAAGACCCUCAGCUCAUAAAUGGUGCCGCAAUGGCAAACGGUAACUCUAUGACUGACGUCGAGCUUUUGAAGCAUGGUCCGCUGGACAAGCACGGGAAGUCGGAUUUGCACGACCGCCACGCCGGCAACGGCGUUUCAGACUUGCCUGAUGCAACAGAGGUCAAUGGCUCUUCCAGUACACAUGACUUGCCAACAGCAAAUCUAGAGUCCAAUCUUGCACCAUAG
Bacidia gigantensis is the source of this 1518-nucleotide messenger RNA. RefSeq lists its product as uncharacterized. Lineage: Eukaryota; Fungi; Ascomycota; Lecanoromycetes; Lecanorales; Ramalinaceae. The transcript has 3 exons. The record is from RefSeq and is a predicted model, not a curated record. The coding region runs from base 1 to 1518 and encodes 505 amino acids. Gene Ontology annotation, molecular function: O-methyltransferase activity.